GUGGCUACCGACCAGUGCAGCUUCGAUCGUUCUCGCGAACAGACCGACCGAGCUCCAUCACCGAUCGAUCGCAGCAGCCCACGCGACCCAACCGAACGCAUACGUGUACCGUUCGUCGUCGUCCGCGUGUACAGUAAACAGCAGCAGCGCACGUACACGCCGCACACGUCUCGACAAUGGCUGGACAACCGGCCGCGCGUUUGUACCUCUGCGCGGCACUGGCGAUCGUCGCGAUCGCGUUCGCCGUGGCCGCGGACCCGACGACACCGCAGCCGCGUAACGAGAAGAUGUCCGCCGACAUUGCCAAUCCGCCGGAAGACUCGUUGAGACAUCGGACCCAUCGAGCACUCGGUGCCGACGUUGUGCACUUUUUCGGCCAGAAACCCGAGUCAAUGUUCAUCGCGACCGGUGGCGACGGUUCGAGUGGCAAGCCGCAGGGAAAGCCGAAUAACAACGCACUGAGGUGGGAAGCGAUCGGGGCGAAAUCGACUACGAAAAAACCGCACCCGUGGAACACGCCGAGGAAAUUGGUGGACGGACCUGUCCGACAUGCGGUUGCCGAGACGGAGGCGCCUACUCCCAAGCCGCAGGAAAAGCCGAAUGACAAUGAGCUGAAGUGGGAGGCGAUCGGGGCGAAAUCGACUACGAAAAAACCGCACCCGUGGAGACCGCCGAGGAAAUUAGUGGAUGGACCUGUCCAACGUGCGGUCGCUGAGACGGAGGCGCCUACUACCGAUCCGCAAGGGAAGCCGAAAAACGUGGAACUGAGAAUCAAGGAGGAAAUGGUCGGGGUGAAUCCGACUACGAAAAAACCGCACCCGUGGAGACCGCCGAGGAAAUUAGUGGACGGACUUGUCCAACGUGCGGUCGCUGAGACGAAGGCGCCCACUACCAAUCUGCAGGGGAAGCCGAACAACGAGGGACUGAGACAAUGGAGGAGGGAUCCGACCGGGUGGAAGCGGACAACUUAUCAACCACCCCCAAACAGACCGUACACAACGCGACCGUACAGACCUAACCAGAAAUUAGUGGCCGGACCUGUUCGACAUGCGGUUGCUGAAACGGAGGCGCCUACUACCAAUCCGCAAGGGAAACCGAACAACAAGGAACUGGGAAUCAAGGAGGAGACGACCGGGGAGAUUCCGACUACGAAAGAACCGCACCCGUGGGGACCGUUAAUAAAGAGCUCAGCGAACCGCCGUGUCCGACGUGAGGUGACCACCAAGAAGCUUAAACUCAAUGCGCUGGGAAGGUUGACACAAAAAAUCGGCAAGAAAUUUCGAGAACGAAUAAUUGGAACGAUCACGAGGAAACUGAGACAAAAGUUGCAGGUGUUGAAGAGGUUACCGAAAACCAUGAAACGGUAUUUGAACAAAAAAAGACAGUUAAAAAAUAAAACAUAGUAAUUGUAUUAUAA
Messenger RNA from Sipha flava (yellow sugarcane aphid), 1417 nucleotides. RefSeq names its product proteoglycan 4-like. The record is from RefSeq and is a predicted model, not a curated record. Bases 177 to 1403 code for a protein of 408 amino acids. Lineage: Eukaryota; Metazoa; Arthropoda; Insecta; Hemiptera; Aphididae. The transcript has 2 exons.